Molecule: messenger RNA, 2619 nt
Organism: Octopus bimaculoides (California two-spot octopus)
Lineage: Eukaryota; Metazoa; Mollusca; Cephalopoda; Octopoda; Octopodidae
Product: EF-hand domain-containing family member C2
Biological process (GO): regulation of neuron projection development
Cellular component (GO): microtubule
Source: RefSeq, a predicted model, not a curated record
AUGCUACUUGGAGGCCUACAGUUUGAAUGGGGUGUUUCUGUGGCCUACAGAACAAUCAUACAACGACAUCGUAUUCCUAAACCACAGCCUCAUGAUAAGGAGCUUUAUACUCUGGAAGACUUCAAUGUUGGGUCAGUUGUGAACUUUUACAGCAAAGUCUUCAAGAUAGUUGACUGUGAUCCAUUUACAUAUAAUUUCCUGUACAACAAUGGUGAGAAAAUUCCUAAACCUGGGACAGUUCCCAAGGAUCCCUAUACUGAAUAUCGCCGAACAGUUGAUGAAGGCCAGAAGCCCAUGCGACCUUAUCAAAAGAUCGAUAUGUUGAAGCAGUUCCUUGUCCAUGACCAGCAUGUACUUAGAUUCUACUGUCUCUGGGAUGACUCGGAUGCAAUGUUUGGUGACCCACACAAGAUGGUGCUUCUCUACUUCCUCUCUGAUGACACAAUAGAAAUCCAUGAAGACAUCCUGCCUAACAGUGGCCGUGACCAAAUUUCAGUUUUCAUCAAAAGAGGGAAAUUACCAAAAGUACCUGAUGGUCUGCCUCUCCAUGGUCAAAAGGUUGACCGAACAGUCUUAAAUGUUUUUGGCUCAAUGCAUUCUAAAGGACGUUACAUUCUGGACAACUUAAAGACAGGUGAACCUGAUAUGUCUUACUAUCAUGCCUCUGAUCUUCGUCUUGGAAAUAUUAUCAAUGUCUAUAGUCGACCGUUCCUGCUUUGUGACUGUGAUGGCUUCACAAAGGAAUAUUACAAAACCAAUUAUGGAAUUGAAAAUUUUACACCAAUUAAACACACAAAGGAAGUCAAUGCACCCUUAAAAAUGGCUCUACCACCUUACAAUGGUUUUGGAAGCGAAGAAGACUCCCUUAGUAAUUGUCGAUCUAUCAUUCCAAAAGUUCCACAGAAAGAUUUCCUUAAAUUCAUGAAGUAUGACAGAUCAGGGUUCAACAGCAAUAUUCUACGGUUCCUCGCCAAACUGAAAAUACCUGUUGUUUCUGCAGAUAAAAACAGGGAUUUCAUUAUCAGUUAUUAUCUAUCAGAUGAUACUAUAUCUGUCUUUGAGCCUGUAAUCAAGAACUCUGGUUUUGUUGGUGGCAAGUUUUUGGAGCGGAGUCGCAUGAAAAAACAUGAGCAAAAAUUCAACACUGAACUCUCUAAGUAUUAUUUAGCAGAAGAUUUGUUUGUUGGAAAUACAGUGGAGUUUGUUAAUCAUCAGUUUCUUAUAACAGACAUCGAUGAGUAUACACUGAGGUUUAUGGAAACAAGAGCUGAUCAAUUUCCAACAUCAAACAUAAAGCUGAUCCUUGAAAAAAUUAAAAACUCCAGAAAAAUUGGAAGAAAUGAUUUUCUGAGGAAGUUCUAUGCAAAAACAAAUGGUGAUGAGUCUUCAGCAGUUGUCAGCUACCUUGAUUUCUCAUCGGUGUUGUCUGAAUGCCAAUUAGACCUUUGUGAACAUGAAAUUCUUGUGCUGGCCCGUCACUAUGGCAACAAAAGAAACCCUGAAGAUAACUUUGAAAGAUUGGUCAGCUGUGUCCGGGAACAGUUAAAGAAAGUCAAUUAUGAAGACUACCAUAAGAUUUUGGCACGGUUCAAAUAUGAAGAUCGCUCUGAAACUGGUUACUUGCCUGCCUCAGCAAUUCGAAGAAUAAUGUUAGGUCAAAAAUUUCCAAUCUCAAAGGAUUUACUGGAUCACCUUCUACAAGGGUUCACUAAUGAGGAAUGUUCUAUUGAGUACGAAGAGCUUGUUAGUAAAAUUGACUGGCAAGCACAUCAACUUUCACAAAUUGUGGAUGGAGAUACAAAUCUGCUGAAUGUAAUGAAAAGCAAGGUGGUAGUUGAUGAUGUGGCAUAUGAACAGCUGAUUAAUGCUCUCUACCCAGAUGAAGAAUUACAGUAGUUUCACGAGUGUGUUAUGCAACAUGUAUUUUAUGUGUACACGUGGAUGUAUGUGUAUACAUAUGCAUGCAUGUACACACACACACACUCACACAUAUGAGUGAGUGGACAAACAAAAGAAUGACACUCAACAUAUUUACUGGCAGUUACAUGUAUGGAUCAAAACAGCUUUGAUUCAAGUUUGUUGUUUCUGAGUUUCAAGUGUGAUGCUAAUCUUCAGCCAUUUUCAGCCGUUGGAAUACCAAUGAAUUUGAAUAAAACUAUUUUGAUACAUCCAUCUAUAUAUAUAUAUAUAUAUAUAUAUAUAUAAAUUAUAGGUUUUUCAUUGAGUUUACUAUGGUUAUUUGUAGUGUUUGUUAGAAGGGAAAUCAUACUUUUAAUUUUUUCAACUCCUACAGAACGAAUUCUGUAUACAUAGAAAUACAUAUAAAUACACAUAAACACAUAUAUUCAUACACACACACAUGCAUAUAAAUACACAGGUACACACAUGAGAAUUAUGUGUGUGCUUGUGAAUGUGUUGGAGGAAAAAUAUACAUAAUGUAGGAUAGCUAGGCAGGUAGAGUGGAAUAAAUGAACAUACAUAUCUAUACAUACAUUUGAGUUUGCAUUGGAAAUAACAGGAUUUCAGAAUAAAUAUUAGAUUAUACGUUCAAGAUUUCAAACUCUUUAGGGUCAUCUUUGUCUUACUUUGUUUGAAGGUCAAUAAAAUAAAUACCUGUCA